GGCACCUCAGCCGUGGUAGACGUAGUGCUUCGAAAGGGAGGGGGAGGGGUGUAGCGAGCCGUUGGUUGCCUCGCCGCUAGAUUUCACUGACUGGGUUCUUAAACUGGAUGGCGUUUUAUUUGUUUGCUUAUUUCGUAUAUAUGUUUUUUAUUUUUGCAACAGAGAACAGGAAAUAACAAGAAAGGGUAGCAUAAAACAGGCUUAAUAAUAAAUGUUUUUAAAGAUUUAAACGAUAAGCCUAAUUAUGACGGCAUAGUACAGUAAACGUCAUAACCUGAGCAAGGCUAUAUAAGCCAGCGCGCGCUUCAUAGUGUUGUGGGUUUAAAGUUCGGCGGCUGUUUGGUGUUUUUGCGAGAGUGUGAAGCGAUCGGUGCAGCGUUCCUUGUUUUUCUUCGCAAGAUUUUUGCUCUUUUGAAGUCAUGGAUUGUGUUAUCGUCACCAAUGAGACGUACAAGAAGGCAGUGACAGAGGUGGAUGAUCUCUCUGUGGAGACAGAGGCAGAGUUGUCCACCAAUAUCAAGCUUUCUCAGGAGGCUGUGGCUGCGAAUGGUCUCCAGAAUAAGGCGAAGACGUUGGUUUGCCAAUUAAUUCGUCUUUCCGGCCGCACCUUACAUGAUUGUCUCAGAGACAAGAUAGAGAGGAGGAUCGUUGAACUUGCCGAAUCCUCAGAGGAGGCACGUCGAGUAUUGAGGCUGACCAUGAUGAAAGAGAUGGUCCGGAUGUACAACAUCAAACUUUGGCAGCGCAAGUUGAUAGAUGUCCACAAGGUCAUCGAGCGGUUUCCUUCCAUAUUUUUUAUUCUUGAAGCAAAUCAUCCUUUAUGGAAGACUCUCGAUCCAGAGAACCCCCCACUGAUUGUUGUCCCCUCACCCGGACAACACGACCAGCCUCCGGAGGCUGUGAUGGGGAAUCAUCUCCAGAAAAGGGCAAAGGCUUUGGUUCAACAAUUAACUCGUUGUUCCGGUCCCACCCUGUCUAAAUGGUGCAGAAACGAGGCAGAGAGAAAGCUCAUUGAGUUUGCUGUAUCGUCAGAGGAGGCACACAGAGAAGUGAGGAUGGCGAUUGUUGAAAAGAUGGUCCAGAUGCACAAUAGUAAACGUUGGCGUCAAAAGUUGAUAGGGGUCCACAAGUUCAUCGAGAGGUUUCCUUCCAUAUUUUUUAUUCCUGAAUCAACCCAUCCUGUCUGGAAGACUCUCAAUCCAGAGAAUCCCCCACUGAUUGUUCCCCCCUCGACCGGACAACACGCCCAGCUUCCACCGCCGGAGGCUGUGACGGCGAAGGGUCUCCAGAAUAAGGCGAAGGCGUUGGUUUACCAAUUGAUUCGUUUUUCCGGCCGCACCUUACCUGAUUGUCUCAGGUAA
Molecule: messenger RNA, 1361 nt
Organism: Triplophysa rosa
Lineage: Eukaryota; Metazoa; Chordata; Actinopteri; Cypriniformes; Nemacheilidae
Exons: 9
Coding region: 420-1361 (313 amino acids)
Source: RefSeq, a predicted model, not a curated record